Molecule: messenger RNA, 2004 nt
Organism: Trematosphaeria pertusa
Lineage: Eukaryota; Fungi; Ascomycota; Dothideomycetes; Pleosporales; Trematosphaeriaceae
Product: DUF803-domain-containing protein
Exons: 2
Coding region: 1-2004 (667 amino acids)
Biological process (GO): magnesium ion transport
Cellular component (GO): membrane
Molecular function (GO): magnesium ion transmembrane transporter activity
Source: RefSeq, a predicted model, not a curated record
AUGGACUCGGCCGGUCAACUCCUCACCACCGCCCACGGCCUCUACGCACGCUCCGGCGGCGUGGCAGGCGACUCCGCGAAGCGACCACCCAUAUACAAAGUCGUGGGCAUCAUUCUGGCAAUAUCCUCGGGCGCCUUCAUCGGCGUGUCCUUCGUGCUGAAGAAGCACGGCCUGCUCAAGGCCAAUGCAAAGUACAACGAAGAGGCGGGCGAGGGCUACGGCUACCUCAAGAAUGCCUGGUGGUGGACCGGCAUGACGCUGAUGAUCAUUGGCGAGAUCUGCAACUUCGUCGCCUACGCCUUCGUCGACGCCAUUCUCGUCACACCCAUGGGCGCCCUCUCCGUCGUCAUUACCGCCAUUCUAUCUGCCAUAUUCCUGAAGGAGCGCUUGAGUUUUGUGGGCAAGGUCGGGUGCUUUAACUGCAUUAUCGGCUCCGUCGUCAUCGUCAUAAAUGCCCCGGAACAGUCCGCCGUCGCCGAUAUCCAGGAUAUGAAGGAUUUGGUCAAAGCGCCCGGCUUCCUCAGCUACGCCGGCGUUGUCAUUGUUGGUUGUGUAGUCGUGGCCCUUUGGUUAGGGCCAAAGUAUGGAAAGAAGUCUAUGUUGGUAUACCUUUCCAUCUGCAGUCUAAUCGGAGGCCUCAGCGUUGUUGCAACGCAGGGCCUCGGAGCUGCCAUUGUCGCUCAGAUUGCAGGAAAAUCGCAGUUUAAAGAGUGGUUUCUAUAUGUCCUGCUCGUAUUUGUCAUCUCGACGCUGGUCACCGAGAUCAUUUAUCUAAACAAAGCGCUCAACCUCUUCAACGCAGCGCUCGUUACUCCGACCUACUACGUCUUCUUCACCUCUGCCACCAUUGUUACCUCCGCUAUCCUCUUCCAAGGCUUCAAGGGCACCGCUGCAACAAUAUCCACCGUUAUUAUGGGUUUCCUGCAGAUUUGCGCCGGAGUAGUCCUGCUGCAGCUCUCCAAGUCUGCCAAAGACGUCCCCGAUGCUGCCGUCUUCAAGGGCGACCUCGACCAGGUCCGCACCGUCGCCGAACAGGAAGAACCCGAGUACGAACCCAGGGCAGACACCAUUCGCGGCGGUGGCGCCAUCCUGCGCUCUCUGUCAAGAGCCCGAAGCGAGAAGCAAAUGAUGGAAGUAAAGAGGUUACAGGAGGAGCAUAUGGAGCCCAUCGGCGAAGGGGAGCAGGUCGAAUUCGAUGGCCUGCGAAGACGCAAGACGAUCCUGGAUCCGGACCACCCGUCGCGGAAUGCUACUAUCGUUCGCCACAGGACCAUCCAUCCGCCGUUGGGCAUGUCACAUUUUCCCACGGAUGAGUCAGAUGACGACAACAGCAGCUACCAUCCAGGCUUCUUUCAGAGGCUCCGGUCGCGAGGAAAGUCACAAAGCAGCACGAAUCCUCCGGUUAGCCUCUCGAAUCUAGAACCAAUAAGCUCAGACGGUGCCUCGGAUAAGGACUCGUAUACCAGAGCAAUGCAGACAGACACCUCGUACAAGCCCCAUGAGACAACGAUCCACUUCGGUACACUGCCACAUCCACCACAUCCAGGUCAACAUGACCGCCAAUCUUCCGGCGACUCAUUGCGUCCCCCGAAACCGCCACCGCACACUGCAAAGCGCCAAUUCUCGUUUCAGAACGUGUUUGGUAGAAACCGUGCGCAGUCUGGCGGCGAGCAGUCGAUAACUGGACGUCCCACGAGCAGAAGUAGUAGGAAGAGCAGUCGCGAGGAUAAGGGGGGUGCGACAGAGGAGGAACGGCUAGGGCUUGUGAAGGGUGAUUCUUCAGCACUCCUUCCGAUCCCAAGUCGCGAUAGCCAAGAGCUCAACCCGCCCACGUACUCGGAUGUCGACGACGACUGGCGGAUAAUUAGGAGUCCCAGUCCUGGCGUCUCGCCCGGCCGAGGCCCGUCUACCGCAGCGCCGGGUAUACGGAGGACGGAGACGGAAGAGACCAGCCCGUAUGACGAGAAGGACGUGGAAAAAGGAAGAGGCGGCGCGUUCCUCUAG